Molecule: messenger RNA, 1115 nt
Organism: Alnus glutinosa
Lineage: Eukaryota; Viridiplantae; Streptophyta; Magnoliopsida; Fagales; Betulaceae
Product: probable xyloglucan endotransglucosylase/hydrolase protein 23
Exons: 3
Coding region: 68-913 (281 amino acids)
Biological process (GO): xyloglucan metabolic process; cell wall biogenesis
Cellular component (GO): apoplast; cell wall
Molecular function (GO): hydrolase activity, hydrolyzing O-glycosyl compounds; xyloglucan:xyloglucosyl transferase activity
Source: RefSeq, a predicted model, not a curated record
CUCAUUGCCAUGCACUUCACCAACUCCUUUCCUAUAUAUCCUUCACCCGGCCAUCUCUUUCAUAACUAUGAGAAAGAACAUGGUUUUAGUUUUUCUUCUAUUCAGCUUCUUUUUGGCAGCUUCGGCUGGCAACUUCAACCAAGAUUUUGCAAUCACAUGGGGUGACGGGCGUGCAAAAGUACUCAACAACGGGCAGCUUCUCACGUUGUCUCUCGACAAGGCCUCCGGCUCCGGUUUUAAGUCGAAGAAUCAGUACUUAUUUGGCAAGAUUGACAUGCAGAUAAAGCUUGUGCCCGGCAACUCCGCCGGAACCGUCACUGCUUACUAUUUGUCUUCUUUAGGGUCAGCUCAUGACGAAAUCGACUUUGAAUUCCUGGGUAAUCUUAGUGGAGACCCUUAUAUUCUCCAUACUAACGUAUUCACAAAGGGAAGCGGCAAUAGGGAGCAACAGUUCUAUCUUUGGUUCGAUCCCACCAAAGACUUCCACACCUACUCCAUCCUUUGGAAUCCUCGAACCAUCGUUUUCUCAGUGGACGGUACUCCCAUUAGAGAAUUCAAGAAUUUGGAAUCAAAGGGCAUCUCUUUCCCCAAGAACCAAGCGAUGUGGAUAUUCUCCAGCCUCUGGAACGCCGACGAUUGGGCGACACGCGGUGGCCUUGUGAAGACCGAUUGGAGCCAAGCCCCAUUCACUGCCUCUUACAAAAACUUCAACGCCCAAGCUUGCGUUUGGUCUUCAGGUUCCUCCUCUUGUUCCUCCAAUUCCUCCGGUAGCUCCAGCUGGUUGUCGGAAUCCCUUGACGCCACCGGGAAAGAAAGAAUAAAGUGGGUGCAAAAGAAUUACAUGAUUUACAACUAUUGCACUGAUCUCAAACGCUUCCCGCUGGGACUCCCUACCGAAUGUUCAGUUGCAUGAAUUUACAUAUGUACUUUGUCUUCUAUAAGUGAAAAAUAGGGACCUUUUCUAGUUGUUUUUUAAGGUUGUCGGGACAGAGUGAACUGAGAAAGGGGGGAUUUCUGUUUACAAUUCAUUUGAUUGUCUUUUUAUGUGUUUGUGUAUGUAUUUGUAUAUGUAUAUGAAUAUAUAUAGAUCGAGAAUAAAUUAUCAAUUUCUUUUC